Messenger RNA from Patiria miniata (bat star), 1280 nucleotides. Its product is annotated as G-protein coupled receptor GRL101-like. Gene Ontology annotation, biological process: G protein-coupled receptor signaling pathway. Gene Ontology annotation, molecular function: G protein-coupled receptor activity. The transcript has a single exon. Gene Ontology annotation, cellular component: membrane. NCBI's taxonomy places the organism in Eukaryota, Metazoa, Echinodermata, Asteroidea, Valvatida, Asterinidae. The coding region runs from base 125 to 1258 and encodes 377 amino acids. The record is from RefSeq and is a predicted model, not a curated record.
UAUCAGAUAUCAGAUAUCAGAUAGGUGAUUGAGAAGUGUCACGUGACAAAAUAUAGAGGGGGGGGGGCACUAUGUCCCCGUAGGUUCAAAAAAGCCCGGUCCUGAUUAAUUCACUGCACGUAUAAUGUUCAUUAUAAACAUUCAUUUCAAUUUCAGAUUAGUUGAUGACUACCGUCUUUGCUGUGCCUUAUCCAAGUUGCAUCACUUUUCUAUCGAGCACAAUUGUUCAACCACCAAGCCUCAACCAGAUUUGAUUCUGUGCGAUAGCCUUAUGCCAAAUAACAUACUACGAGCGGUGCUGUGGGUAUUGGGAAUAAGCGCCCUCAUUGGUAAUUUGGCUGUCCUGUUUUGGAGGCUUAGGCAGAAAGGGGUCGGAGGGGGUAAAAAGACGCUAUCACUUAUGGUUGGAAAUCUGGCCCUCGCAGACGUCAUGAUGGGUGUGUACAUGUUAAUCAUAGCUGGUGCAGAUCUUACAUUUGGCGAGGACUACUUUCUUGUGGCCCCUGAGUGGCGCUCCAGCAUAAUGUGUAAACUUGCUGGAGUUCUGUCGGUUUUGUCCAGCGAGGCUUCGGUGUUUUUUGUGACACUCAUCAGCGUGGACUGUUUCCUAGGCAUUGUGUUUCCGUUGAAAAACUUCUCUCUCGGGAAAAAAUCAACAACAGUCAUCAUUGUUGUCCUAUGGUUUCUGGCACUUUGUCUGAGUAUCGUGCCAACACUUUCAUUUGGGUCUGAUUCUGAUGUUUAUGGACUCUCUGAUGUUUGUAUCGGCCUUCCUCUUACCACUAAGUCAUCUGGUGUGAGAAGCAAACGGAUGGAAGUGAACAUUUACCUCGCAGAAUCUGUCAUUCCCACAGGUAAGAAGCCGUCUUGGAUCCUGUCAAUCAUUCUGUUCCUUGGCGUCAAUCUGGUUUCGUUUUUUCUUGUCCUGUGUUGCUACGUCGCCAUCUUCAUCAGUGUCAAGCGGACGGCCAGUGCCGUCCGAGUGAAUGCCCACAGGGAGCGUGAAGUCAGAAUGGCGAUCAAGAUGGCGCUGAUCGUGAUGACGGAUUUCUGCUGUUGGAUGCCAAUAAUCAUCCUGGGGAUUCUGUCUCAGACGGGAACAGUCACUCUAUCCACCGAGGUGUAUGCAUGGGUUGUGGUUCUGGUUCUUCCAAUCAACUCGUCCCUCAAUCCUUUCCUUUACACUUUCUUCACAGUUUGUUGCGCGACUAAACCGAAGGCCAAACCGCAGAAAAGGAAUCAAACAAACCAAAAUUAGAACAAAGUGCAACAAACACAAA